AUGGCUUCUGUUGGUGCCUGGUCGUCCGGGCGGCAUUUUUGGCCCCAAUUAGUCGUCGGAGAAUUUUGCCUGUUCUUGCAAACCUAUUCCUACAUCUUGUCAAACAGUUUCUACCCAGUCCUGCAAAGAGCCAUCGGGGUGGGCAGUGCCUUUGAAGGCUGGAGUCCCCGUGAGCAGGAUGUGGUGUGUCGUGUGCUCAUCCCCAUGACUCCUCCGCGAGGCCACAGCUUCCACCUGGAGCUGGACAGUGCAGGGCAGAGGCACGUGAGGAACUUCCAUGUCCGCGUGCAGCUGGAGUGCACCUGCACCAGGGAGCAACAGGCUGAGAACAUGCUGUGCUUCGUGCACCACCCCAAGGAGGAGCUGAGGAGGAAUCAGGAUCCCAGCCUCCUGGACACCCUGUGCACCGGCUCCUACUUGGACGUGCAGAAAACUGCCCGCUGGUUCUACCAACUGGUGAGAGCAGUCUGGCCAGCUUUGCCUCAGUCCCACAACUGGCAUUUAGUGCUGCUGCCCUCCACACGCUCCUGCCAAUUCAAGGUGACCAAUGGCAGGGAAAGCUUCAGGAUUGAGAUGGUCUUCGGGGUGCGGAGAGGUGACUCUGACAUCUUUGUGAGCAGCCAGCCAGGAUAUGCUGGAACCCCAAGCACUCUGUGGCUGGAGACCUAUGAUGUGGCAGAGAUGAAGUUCUUCAAGCACAUUGCCAGGCAGGCCCCUCCUGGCAGCUUGCAGCUGAGAUGCCUGCAGCUCUUCUCCCAUCUUCAGCUGGGUAUAGGCUUUUCCACCUACACCAUGAAGACGAUUGUCAUGCACCUCCUGAACGUCAUUCCCGUGUCAUAGUGGUGCAGGAGAUAUUUCCUGAGGCGACUGAUGGACAUCAGCGAGAGACUGCUCUUAUCCCUGGAAGUGAAAUGCCUCAACCACUUCAUUGUGGGUAACAAGAGCCUUCCUGAGGAGAUCAGUUUGCCCCCAGAUGUUCAAACAGCUGAGCUACCCAAUCUCUUCCAUCGCUUGGUGAUGGAUCCAGUUGUCUGUUCCCAGGGGAUAGGCGAGUACUUGGACCUGCAAUGUCAGCUUGUAGCAAUCCUUAAACCUGAUGAUUGA
Melozone crissalis (California towhee) is the source of this 1104-nucleotide messenger RNA. Its product is annotated as inositol 1,4,5-trisphosphate receptor-interacting protein-like 1. The transcript has 3 exons. Lineage: Eukaryota; Metazoa; Chordata; Aves; Passeriformes; Passerellidae. The record is from RefSeq and is a predicted model, not a curated record. Gene Ontology annotation, cellular component: membrane.